Molecule: messenger RNA, 2121 nt
Organism: Juglans microcarpa x Juglans regia
Lineage: Eukaryota; Viridiplantae; Streptophyta; Magnoliopsida; Fagales; Juglandaceae
Product: toll-like receptor 3
Exons: 6
Coding region: 157-1926 (589 amino acids)
Source: RefSeq, a predicted model, not a curated record
AUUUCAUCGACAAUAAUUUUUCACCCUUGAAGGCCUAGGCGAUUCGGAGAAGCAGCAGAAGCUAGUCAAAGACGCAAACACAAUUGCCUUCCACAGAUCAAGAUUAAUAUAUUUAAAUCUGAAUCAAAAGCUGCGAACGAGCGAGGGAGAGAGAUAAUGGAGAGCGAGUUGGUCGGGCUUUGCAUCGAAGCGGCGUGCCAGAGCAGAGAGAGCGUGGAGAAAUGGCGGAGACAGAGGCGGAGCCUCGAGCGCUUGCCCUCUCAGCUCGCCGACGCUCUCCUCCGCCGCCUCCUCAUCCGUCGUCUUCUCUACCCUUCUUUGCUCGAAGUUUUCAAACAUAGUGCAGAGGAGAUUGAUCUCAGAGGUGAGAACUCUGUGGACGCAGAAUGGAUGGCAUACUUGGGAGGUUUUCGGAACCUGCGCUCCUUGAAUGUUUCAGAUUGCCAUAGAGUCACUAGUUCAGCUCUUUGGGCUAUGACAGGAAUGACGAGUUUAAAGGAAUUGGAUCUUUCUAGAUGCUUGAAGGUUACUGAUGCGGGCAUUCAGCAUCUUAUAUCCAUUUCAUCACUGGAAAAGUUAUAUGCAUCAGAAACCGGUGUAACCACGAAUGGAAUUGUCCUUCUCUCUUCGCUUAAAAACUUGUCUGUCUUGGACUUGGGGGGUUUGCCUAUCACUGAUCAGGCACUGAGUUCACUCAAGGCUCUUACAAAAUUACAGUACCUUGACCUUUGGGGAAGCAAGGUGUCUAACAAAGGUGCAGCUGUUUUUCAAAAGUUCUCCAAACUGAGCUUCCUUAAUAUAGCUUGGACCAACGUCACGAAAUUUCCAAAUUUGUCAUCUCUUGAAUGCCUAAACAUGAGUAACUGUACCAUUAACUCUAUACUUGAAGGGGAUGGAGGUAAAGCUCCUUUAAGCAAGCUUAUUUUCUCUGGAGCUACAUUCAUUGGUGAGGCUGAGGCUUUUAUAUAUGUUGAAACAAGUUUCCUGUCCUUUUUGGAUUUAUCUAAGUCUUCCCUUCAAAAAUUCUGCUUCUUACCUUCUAUGAAAGCACUGAAACAUUUGGAUCUCAGCUUCGUCAUGAUUGGAGAUGAUUUAGUCAAGCACAUUGCAUGUAUAGGAGCGGAUUUGAAAAAUCUAAAUCUCAGCAACACCAGACUCACCUCUGCUGGAGUUGAGAUUUUAGUUGGUCAUGUUCCCAAUCUUGAAGUUCUAUCAUUGUCUUCCACACUUAUUGAUGACAUCGCAGUCUUAUAUAUCAGCAACAUGCCAUUAAUGAAGGUUGUCGACUUAAGCAAUACCAAUGUUAAAGGUUUCAUCCACCAGGCAGGUGCUGAGCCAGGCUCAGUUCCCUCACUGCAAGCCCUAGAAAGUCUCAGUCAUUUGGAAAUGCUGAAUUUGGAGCUGACUCAUGUCCGGGAUGAUGCUCUAAAACCUUUAUCAAGCUUCCAAGAGUUGAGAAAUCUCUCUCUCAGAAGUACUUCCCUUACAGAUCUAUCCCUACACUACUUGUCAUCUCUCCCAAAGCUGACAAAUCUCAGCAUUCGUGAUAGUGUGUUGACAAAUUUUGGGCUUGCUUCAUUCAUUCCCUCGUGGACUCUAAAAAUGUUGGAUCUGAGGGGUUGUUGGCUCUUGACUGAGGAUGCCAUUUUGUCAUUCAGUAAAAACCAUCCUCAAAUCGAAGUCAGGCAUGAACUUGUACACAUCUUACCAGCAGACAAUAUUGGCUCUAGCCGUCCAUCUCCAUCGCGAUCAACUUCAAGGACCUUGCUAGUGAACAAGAAGCUGGGGAAUAUACACAUUUCUCCAUGUUUUGUAGAUCAAAGAUUGAAGUAUAGCAAACAGGAGCUACUUGAACUGCAGUAUUCUUCAAUUCACGCAUCUCCCCUUGAUAGAGGCAUUAAUACGUCCCAGAUGGAACUGAACUAACCGGGGAUGACUCUUAAAAUUGCUUUUCCAUAUUUCCGGUAAAGAUAGACACACAAUCCUUUACACAACAAUUUUUAUAACGGUGUUUUAAAAUGUGGAUAUUUUGGUAAAAUGAUGAUACUUUUACAAAAAUACCAUUAAUUUAAAACAUAGUUAUGAAAAAAGUUGCGUAAAGAGUUGUGUUUAUCAUUCUCC